Molecule: messenger RNA, 793 nt
Organism: Artibeus jamaicensis (Jamaican fruit-eating bat)
Lineage: Eukaryota; Metazoa; Chordata; Mammalia; Chiroptera; Phyllostomidae
Product: small ubiquitin-related modifier 1
Exons: 1
Coding region: 107-412 (101 amino acids)
Biological process (GO): protein sumoylation
Cellular component (GO): nucleus; PML body
Molecular function (GO): ubiquitin-like protein ligase binding; protein tag activity
Source: RefSeq, a predicted model, not a curated record
GGUGUUGUGCUCUGGGGAAGAGAGGAGGAUUUGUAAACCCCGGAGCAAGGUUCUGCCUACCCGAGGCUGCUGCUGUGCGGAGACCCGGGGUGAAGCUACCAUCACCAUGUCUGACCAGGAGGCCAAACCUUCAACUGAGGACUUGGGUGAUAAGAAGGAAGGAGAAUACAUUAAACUCAAAGUUAUUGGACAGGAUAGCAGUGAGAUUCACUUCAAAGUGAAAAUUAUAACACAUCUCAAGAAACUCAAAGAAUCAUACUGUCAAAGACAGGGAGUUCCAAUGAAUUCACUCAGGUUUCUCUUUGAAGGUCAGAGAAUUGCUGAUAAUCACACUCCAAAAGAACUGGGAAUGGAGGAAGAAGAUGUGAUUGAAGUUUAUCAGGAACAAACAGAGGGUCAUUCAAUGGUUUAGAUAUUCUUUUUAUUUUAUUUACUUUUCCCUCAGUCCUUUUUUAUUUUUAAAAAUAGUUCUUUUGUAAUGUGGUGUUCAGAAUUGAAUUGAAAACUGACCUCUACCCCCUAUGUCUUUAAAACAUCUGGUAAUUUGAAUUCUAGUGCCCAUUCAUUAUUGUUUUGUUUUCAUUGUGCUGAUUUUUGGUGAUCAAACUUUAGACCCCUUCAUACAGCCCUCUCCUUUUUAAAUAUUACAUGUGUGCACAGAGAGGCCACCUUUUUCAGGACUGUGCAUUUUCAGGCUUGUGAUAAAUGAGGUCGACCAAUGCAAGUGUUCCUAAUGACAUUUCUAAUUGGCCGGGAAGUUCUAGCUUGUGAUUGCUUCACUCCUGGACUAUGA